Knipowitschia caucasica is the source of this 4017-nucleotide messenger RNA. The record is from the annotation of a GenBank genome assembly. Lineage: Eukaryota; Metazoa; Chordata; Actinopteri; Gobiiformes; Gobiidae.
AUGCCCAUCGCAGGCGUUGAGCUUGUGACGGAGGCCGAUGCUGUUUCCACUUUCACACAAGAGGAUUGGAUCAGCGGACGUUUGGCGUAUACGUCAUGUCGGACGGACCAGGGGAUGACGGAUGUGUUCAAUGUGACCGCCCGGGUCAGGGAGAGGAGCUGGGGUCAUGAUUCUCACACAGGAAGGUCUGAAGGGAGGAGAGAAGUUCAUUUGGACAUAGGGAUAACUGUGAAAAUGUACCUGGAGAGCCACCAGAGGGCGCCAACAGUCCUCACUCUUCAGCCUGUGGAGGUGGAGGAGGGCUGUAACGUCUCCAUUAGUUCACAACAUUUAGAGGUGGUGCAUGAGAUCAGCACACCACCACAUAUAGUGUUUACAGUUAAAAGUCCUCCCUCUUUUGGGUCAAUCCAGAGAAAUUCCACAGGCCAGAGAAACACAGGUUUGGGAAUAUCAUCCUUUUCCCAAGAAGAGAUAAACCAGGGUUUGAUUAUUUAUCAUCAACAAACUUCAAAUCGCACAAAUGACUCAAUUCUACUGGAAGUAACAAAUGGACAGGCCACAGCUGGACCCCUCAGGCUGGAAGUCCACAUCAUUCCACUUCUACUACCGCUACAGGUGUCAGACUUGAGGCUGGAUGAAGGCUCGUCUCUGCAGCUCACUCCUGACAUCAUCAAAGUGAACGGUCGUCACUUUGAGGGGAUGAACUUCCUGUACCAGGUGGUUGCUCCGCCUCGACAUGGACAUCUGGAGCACAGCAGAAUCUCUGGAAUGCCCAUAAGUGCAUUCACUCAGGCGGAGGUGGAGCAUGAGUUCAUCUCGUACAUUCAUGAUGGAAGUGAAACCCUGACGGACGACUUCAUCCUUGUGGCCAAUCAAACUGAAGUCCAGAAACACAGUCUCCCCUGCACAGUGCAUAUUCUCAUCACUGCAGUGAACGACCAACGCCCCACUGUGAGCACCAACAAAGGCCUGAAGGUGUGGACAGGCUCAGUCACAGAGAUCUCCGUGAAUGACCUGAGCGCCCAGGACCUGGACACUCCGCCUGAGGGACUGGAGUUUGUGGUGACUCCUCCCAGUAACGGUCAUCUGUCCCUGAAGAGCGCUCCGUCCAAACACAUCCUCAACUUCACCCAGAGCCACAUAGAGUCAGGGCAGCUCGUGUUUGUGCACAAUGGCGCUUUGACCGGCGGCUUCCACUUCCAAGUGAAUGAUGGAGUCCACUUUGCUCCUCGUCAGAUUUUCAGCACGGCUGCCCGCUCACUGGUCCUGACUCUGCAGAAGAAUCAUCCCUUAGAAGUGUAUCCAGGCUCAGUCACUCCCAUCACGGCGCAGCAGCUUCAGGUCAUCUUCAGUGACAUCACCCUCGUGAAUCAGUCGGUGGUGUUCGCCGUCACCAGACCCCCUAAACUCGGCCGUCUGCUCCAGCGUUCGCCAGACAACUCCACACGGAACAUCUCGACAUUCACCCAGAAUAUGUUAAAUGACGGCCAAGUUCUGUAUCAGCAAAACAAGCCUGAGAUGGUUGGAUGGUCAGCAACGGACACUUUCUCCUUCACCGUGUCCUCUCCUCCUGCGUUCCUCCCUCCACACACUUUCUCCAUUCUCAUCUCGUACCAGGCAAACAAGAGACACGACCAUUCUUCCAAAACCAUGCUGCUCAACAAUGCUGGUGCUGUGGUGGCCGAGGGAGGCACGGUCAAGAUUGAUAGAUCCAAACUUGAUGCCACAAAUCUCAUCAUGAAGCUGCCAGAGGCUCAGCAGAAAGGACAUUACGUUAUGUACAGUGUGGUUUCUUGGCCAAAUCACGGAGUUCUGUCGAUCCAGGGACAAAAUCUGACCAGGGACAAAGCAGACUUCUCCCAGGUCACUCUGAACAGACACGGCGUAACGUACGUCCACGACGACUCAGAGACGACCAGUGACAGUUUCACGUUCCGAGCUUGGGUGGCUCCUUUGGCGGGGGCUCCUCUGGACACCCCUGCUGCCGUCUCCUCAUCCCUCAAAUCUCUCUCCUCUGAGGCCUCCUCCUACUCCCCUCUGUACUCUGCCGCGGCCUCCCAAUCGCUUCCCAACCAGGCGGCCCAUCGUCACAGCAACAGCAAAAUGGUGGUGACCGAAAUGUUCAACAUCACAGUGACUCCGGUGAACGACCACCCUCCGCUCAUCAGGACCCGAGCCCCCAGCCUGAAGGUGGUGGUGGGGGAGAGAGUGGUGCUGGGACCAGACUAUCUGCAGGUUGAGGACCAUGACACGCCCCCAGAGGAGCUGCACUACAUGGUGAUCAGUAAACCCAACAACGGCUACCUGACUCUGGGGGAGAGACCAGAGCCAGUGACCUCCUUCACACAAUAUGACGUCAACCACGGACGUCUGCACUUCAUACAGAAGGGUGAACCAAUAACAGGGGUCUUUUACUUCAAUGUCACCGACGGCCAUCAUCGCCCGCUCUACAAACUCUUCAGCCUGGAGGUGGUCAAGCCUUCCGUCUUCAUGGUGAACAACACUGGCCUCUCAUUGGUCCAAGGAAAAACCGCUGUGGUCCUGACAACCACUCAGCUGUCGGCGCAGACCAAUAGUCGCAGCCCGUCCACCAUCACCUACACCGUCAUCUCGCACCCACGCCACGGCCGCAUCGCCAUCAACGACCGAGAAGUCACAACCUUCCAUCACGAGGACCUGCAGUUUGGGCGAGUGGUGUAUCACAUGACAGAACUUAGCGAAUCAGAGGACAGCUUUCAGGUUUCGGUUUCUGCAAGUUCCCCAGGUGUGGAGUACGGGAAUGUGGCGGCGCAGACGGUGACGGUGAAGGUCCUUCCACUCGUGUACUUGAGGGAACCGGUCCGAGUGCCCAGUGGGAUUGCUGUCAAACUGGGCAAAGCCAUGAUCGAUGCCUCAGAGCUGGCCAGGAUCAGCCGGGCCGACCCGCUGUUCCAGGUGCUGUCUCCACCCAAGCACGGCAAACUGGUCAAGAUCACCUACGAUCCCAGCCAGCCCUCCGAAGUACUUAAGUCUUUCACUUUCCGAGAUAUCGUCCAGGGGCGGGUCGCCAUUGAGGAGAAUCUCGAUGACAACGACGAUGGUAUCCAAGGCAACAAGUCUCUCCCAUCAACCGCACAAGGCCACGCCCCUGCACGGCCCCUCAACGACUCGUUUGUCUUCCUGGUCAGAGCCGGCACCGUCCAACCGGCGAAAGGCGAGCUGCACUUCACCAUCUUACCACAUCACCAAAUGCAUCAUGGUCCUUUGCAUCGAGAAAACACAACCGCUCGCGUCCCAAGUCACAACAGAACAACAAGCAGAGAGAAAGGCCAUCGGAAAGUCGGAGUAACAACGCCGAAUCAGACUAGAGACCCACACAUCUUUUCAAACAAAAACCACAACAGAACUCACCAUAGAGGGCGCAAUAAUCAUCGCUGGGGAAACCAUACGCGUAACUCUGGGACACAUGGGGAAAAAUCAGCCGGUCCAAAUCCCACGGCAACGAUUCCAGGCAAAACUGAACCGGAAAUCCGAGACACGCACCCGGUUUACUACGAAAUCCUCCCUCGUCCCGCCUCCGACCCUCUCCUCAUCAUCUUACCGCUGCUGGCGUGUUUGCUUCUCAUCAUCAUCCUUGUGGUCUUGAUCCUGGUUUUCCGUCACCGCAAAGAGAAGCAAGCUCAGAUCCGGCUGCUCCAGGAGUUAGCCGCGCUACCCCCCCUGUCGGAAGGCAGCGGUAGUCCGAGUUCGGGAUGUGGGGAGAGGAGAACGGCCAUGCCCAGUGUUGUGGUCACGCCUCUCGGGCCGUCCAGCUGUCCCACCUCUCCCAGAACACCCAUAUGUCCCAGAAGAAGGAGCCUGGCCCCCGGGACGACAUUUUGGGGACCGUUUGAUGAUGAUGGGAAUGUUGUACGAAGGGAAUUGAAUGAGAAGAAUAAUCUAAUGCGGUGUAAUGUCUAUAGUUCCUCAGCGUUCCAAAGCCCGCUCAGGUCCAGAUACCAAGGCCCUUCGCUUAAAGACAGUCAGUACUGGGUUUGA